UCGGGUGCGCGCGGCGAGGCCGUGGAGCAUGGCCAUGCUGUACGUGCGGGGAGCGCGGAGGCCGCGGCGGACCUGCGUGGUGGCGCAGAGGCUGCGGUGGCGCGGCGUGAGCCGAGGGCGUGCAGAUCACCGGAGGAGAACACAUCCAGCGGAGCGCAGGACGGCCGCGUCGAUCAUGUCAGUGCGUGAUCGUGUGCGCGAGCCGGGGCGUGCAGGGCGUGGCGUCAUCGAGGAGCUCGACGUGUGUCGCCGAGGAAGAAGGUGGUGGCUGCGACGGCGUGUGGCGCUGUCCCAAGUCAGCGGUGUCUCGGUGGCGCGUGAGUCCGUGCUCGCGUUCGUGUUCACCGAGUCGUCCCAGGUCUCACGGAUGAGCAGGUGGCUCCCGUACGAGAAGAUCGGAUCGCCAUGCGUACGUGUGCGGACGAUCGUGAAGAAGCAGGCACGGUGGCGACCGGCGUCAGCGUGCCAGGUCGAGUCCGCGGCUGUGACGACGACAACGACGGGAGCUGCAACAACUUCGGCGAUGGCGAGGUCGUGGUUUAGGGGGAGAGUGUUAGCAAUAAACCACGCAUUGUAUGGGUCAUGCACGUAGUUAGCUGUAGUGGAUGUCCGAGCGUCCGAUGCUGGCCAGGUCUUGCCGUGUAUGGUCAUAGCUGAAGAAGCGGCAGCAAAAGAGAUCAGAUCAUCAUGCAUGCAUGGACAGCUGCAGUUCCGUUCGUGCGGAGAGGCAGGUCCGGGUCAUGUGGAUCAUGGGUGAUCAAGUCAGCUAUUAGUGCGUGAGUGCAUGUAGUGGAGCAGGUCGUGUGCAUAAGAGCCGGACAGGUUGUUGCCUGGCUGUGUGCGUGCGUGCGUGAGGCUAUAUAUAGCCAUGUACGUGUAUGGU
Molecule: messenger RNA, 883 nt
Organism: Hordeum vulgare subsp. vulgare (domesticated barley)
Lineage: Eukaryota; Viridiplantae; Streptophyta; Magnoliopsida; Poales; Poaceae
Exons: 1
Coding region: 29-592 (187 amino acids)
Source: RefSeq, a predicted model, not a curated record